AUGAAGAGGCUGGUGUUGACAGAGCCAGACUCGGGGGCUGCGGACGGCGGGGGUCUCACAGUCACACAGAACGAGCUGAACAUCGUCACAGUCGCCACAGAUGACAUCGUCACUCUGGCCACCGAGGCCUUGGCCGCCUCGUCCGUCACACAGCUCACAGUUGUACCUGUGACCACGACUGUUGCAGCCGACGAAACGGAGGCUCUGAAAGCGGAGAUUACUAAAGCAGUCGAGAAGGUUCAGGAAGCUGAUCCCACCAUGCAAAUCCUCUAUGCUUGUGAUUCGUGCGGGGAUAAAUUCUUGGAUGCUAGUUCUUUGGCCCAGCAUGUCCGCAUCCACACGGCCCAGGCUCUCGUCAUGUUCCAGGCAGAUUCAGACUACUACCAAUACACCACAACCACCACUGUGGAGGGGGAGACCAGCCCAACCUGGCAACCCACAUCAGUGCAGGUGGAGGAGCUGGUGCUGAGGCCCGUGGAUCACGAGGAGGGGGCUCAGACAGACACUGCGGCUCAGGAGGAAGAUGCUGCUGCUGAAUCAGAACUUGAAACACAAAUUGAAAUGAAGACAAAAGAGUCGCAGAACAGUGGGGAGGGGAGUAACCAAACAGAGGACAUGGACUGCGCGAGUUAG
Molecule: messenger RNA, 633 nt
Organism: Knipowitschia caucasica
Lineage: Eukaryota; Metazoa; Chordata; Actinopteri; Gobiiformes; Gobiidae
Source: the annotation of a GenBank genome assembly